AUGUCUCUCACCAAGCGUCAAGCGACGCACGUCUCGUUGCAGACGACUCAAGGCACCAUCCUCCUAGAGCUGUACACCCAGCACGCACCUCGAGCCUGCGAAAACUUUAGCACCUUGGCAUCUCGCGGCUACUACAACGGCGUAACCUUUCAUCGCAUCGUUCAAGAUUUCAUGAUUCAAGCUGGAGAUCCUACAGGCACGGGUCGAGGAGGCAACUCGAUCUACGGAGGCAAAUUCAAAGAUGAAAUCGAUCCUCGCUUGAGAUUCACCGGGGCUGGCAUACUCGCCAUGGCUAAUAGCGGACCCGAUACCAAUGGAAGUCAAUUCUUCAUCACGCUCGCUCCUACUCCAUUCUUGGAUCGAAAACACACAAUCUUCGGGAGAGUGGACAAGGGCAUGCUGGUAGUGCAGAGAUUGGCAAUGGUCCCCGUAGAUGCUAACGACAGGCCCCGCGACGAGAUCAAGAUCCUCAGUGCUCAAGCAAUCACAGAGUGA
Molecule: messenger RNA, 495 nt
Organism: Ceraceosorus guamensis
Lineage: Eukaryota; Fungi; Basidiomycota; Exobasidiomycetes; Ceraceosorales; Ceraceosoraceae
Exons: 2
Coding region: 1-495 (164 amino acids)
Biological process (GO): protein peptidyl-prolyl isomerization; protein folding
Cellular component (GO): catalytic step 2 spliceosome
Molecular function (GO): peptidyl-prolyl cis-trans isomerase activity
Source: RefSeq, a predicted model, not a curated record